AUGCCGGUCUCGGGUCGGCGGCACUGGUUGAGCGAAAGGCUGCUCCUGGUUGUAGCUGUGCCUGGAGUCGAUGCUUUUGCCUCGAAGGAUUGUUGGGUCGGAGGGUGGACUCCCGAAAUCUGCUGCAGCGCACCUGGGGCCAAGGGCAACCCUCUCUGCUGGGACUCGGUCUUCACUUACGACAGAUGUUGCACGGAGACGGAAGAAGGCAUUCAGUUCGACCUGCGUCGCCGAAACUUUGUGGCGGACAUGGUGCGGAGGGGUGCCACCGUCCACUUCGACAUUCGGCAAGUCUCUGGCGGCCGCACCGGCGCUGUAGCAUCCAGGACGCUUCCCGCCCGGUCGACGGUUCUGAGGGUCCCCUCCACCCAGGUCUUCUCACUGAAGAGUGUGCACUCUGCGGUGGUCGAAGCAUCAAGGCGUCAUAGCUGCGACGCCCACGCGAUUUUGAGCCUGGGCUUGGCGCUCGAGAGGGUAAAUCCCAACUCAGUCUUGGCGGACUGGAUCAAGCUCCUGCCUCUCACCUUUGCAAAUGUGCUGUGGUUCUCUGACAGGCAGUUGGACUUGGUUCAGAGGACUUUCUUUUCUUACAUUGUCCAGAAUUGGUUCGAGGACCUCGACUGCAUGGGUCGGGCUGCUAAGGAGAUGAACCCCAAUCUCUGGCGCGGUCGGCCGGUGACGAAGGAGGACCUCCGCUGGGCACUCAGCGUGGUGAAAACCCGCGGUUUCGCGUUUGAGGGCACCCGGGAGAGCACCAUGCUCAUACCGCUGGCCGAUUUUCUUAACCAUAACAUGGUUGCCAGCGUCAGAACUGCCACACUGGCAGAGGACGCGCUCCGAUUCGUCGCCACAAAGGAUGUGAUGCCUGGAGACGAGUUGUGCAUCGACUAUGCGCAGGCUUCCAAUUUGGAGUUUUUAGUCCGCUAUGGUUUCCGUGUCGAGGACAACCCUUUCGGCGGACGCCAGUUCGAGCUUGGAGGUGAACCGAUGCAGGUGAUGCCCACGCUCUGA
Symbiodinium natans is the source of this 1011-nucleotide messenger RNA. The record is from the annotation of a GenBank genome assembly. NCBI's taxonomy places the organism in Eukaryota, Dinophyceae, Suessiales, Symbiodiniaceae.